UCUCUUUCUCUAUUAUGUAGGUGCAGUUCCAUUUCUACGGUCAUGGAUAAUAUAAUUUUUUUCCUGCCUUUUUAUUAUUGGUUGUGUAGUGAAAUAUGAGAUAAUUCCUCCUUAAUAUUGAGUCAAUUUGGUUUGACAGGAGAGUUGUUAGUUCCGGCGGCCGUAGAUUGAUUCUUGCUGCUGCUACUCCAACCGUUACCAUUAUCAUGGCUGCUAUAUUCACAGUCGCUUCUUCUUCUGCUCCUCCUCUAAGCCACCGCGCAAUACCGAAUAACUUUCCUCUACGGAAAACUUCAGUUUCGAAUAGUUUGUAUUUCUUGUCAGUUUGUUCUGACAGGAGAGUUGUUAGAUCCGGUAGUGGCGGUAGAUUGAGUGUUGCUGCUAGUCCUGCGACUGAAAGUGUUGUGGUUGAUACUGCACCGCUUACCAAACAGGAUCUUGUUGAUUACCUUGCAUCUGGUUGUAAGCCCAAGGAUAAAUGGAGAAUAGGUACUGAACAUGAAAAGUUCGGUUUUGAGCUUGGAAGCUUGCGGCCUUUGAAAUAUGAACAAAUAGCAGAAUUGCUGAAUGGCAUUGCCGAGAGGUUUAACUGGGAAAAAUUAAUUGAAGGUGAUAACAUUAUUGGACUCAAACAGGGAAACCAAAGCAUAUCAUUGGAGCCAGGUGGUCAGUUUGAACUUAGUGGAGCUCCUCUUGAAACCCUGCAUCAAACUUGUGCUGAAAUUAAUUCGCACCUCAAUCAAGUUAAAGCUGUUACUAAGGAAAUGGGAAUCGGAUUUUUGGGGAUUGGUUUCCAGCCAAAGUCGGAGCGCAAAGACAUACCUUUGAUGCCAAAGGAAAGAUAUGAGAUUAUGAAUAACUACAUGCCCAAAGUUGGUUCUCUUGGGCAUGAGCAGAUGUACAGGACAUGCACUGUACAGGUCAAUCUGGACUUUAGUUCUGAAGCUGACAUGAUCCGGAAAUUUCGUGUUGGCCUAGCUUUGCAGCCUUUAGCGACAGCUCUUUUUGCAAAUUCACCUUUCAUAGAGGGAAAGCCCAAUGGGUUUGUCAGUAUGAGAAGUCAUAUUUGGACGGAUACUGACAACGACCGCACAGGCAUGCUGCCUUUUGUUUUCAAUGACUCUUUCGGGUUUGAGCAGUACGUUGAUUAUGCUCUUGAUGUUCCAAUGUAUUUUGCAUAUCGGAAAAAGAGAUAUAUCGACUGUACUAGAAAUACCUUCAGGGACUUUAUGGCAGGAAAGCUUCUUAGUAUUCCUGGUGAAUUACCGACUCUUAAUGAUUGGGAGAAUCAUUUGACCACUAUAUUUCCCGAGGUCAGGCUAAAGAGGUAUUUGGAGAUGAGAGGGGCUGACGGAGGACCUCGGGAAAGGUUGUAUGCUUUACCAGCAUUUUGGGUAGGUUUAUUGUACGAUGAGGUUUCUUUGCAGCGUGUUUCUGAUUUGAUAGCAGAUUGGACUUUAGAAGAAAGACAAAUGCUAAGGAAUAAGGUCCCUGUAACUGGUCUGAAGACGCCAUUUCGAGAUGGUUUGCUGAAGCAUGUCGCCGAAGAGGUUCUAGAGUUGGCAAAGGAUGGCUUGGAAAGAAGAGGCUUUAAAGAAUCCGGAUAUUUAGAUCCGGUAGCUGAGGUGGUUAGAACAGGUGUGACUCCAGCUGAGAGGCUUUUGGAGUUGUAUCAUGGAAAGUGGGAGCAAUCUAUAGAUCAUGUAUUUGAGGAAUUGCUUUAUUAAGGUUCUUUCUGUGGGAGGAAUUAAUAGUGUAAACCACCUUUAGUCCUGUUAUCUAAGUAGAUAGACAUUUCAGCAUUACAAGCAAUUCUUCUAAAGACAGGAGGGUUUCCCAAAGAGCAUGGAACAUGAAUGUCCUAAAGUGCAUGCGAUUGGAGAAUGAAACUAGUAGGUAGUUGGAGUUGUUAAAAUGUACUGUUUUAGUAAGUUAGAAUUGAUUGAUAGACUACCUUAUUUACUUCGUCCUGUAUCUCGAAAACCAUUUGUCCAACAGCUUGUCUCUAGUUUCUACCUCAUGAAACCUAUGUUUACUUGCAAGUAUGUUUCAUGUCACUAUGGGCAAAUUGACGUGUAAUAAAUCUACUUGCUUUGCUAUUCA
Molecule: messenger RNA, 2103 nt
Organism: Vicia villosa (hairy vetch)
Lineage: Eukaryota; Viridiplantae; Streptophyta; Magnoliopsida; Fabales; Fabaceae
Product: glutamate--cysteine ligase, chloroplastic
Exons: 16
Coding region: 207-1727 (506 amino acids)
Biological process (GO): modified amino acid biosynthetic process; glutathione biosynthetic process
Molecular function (GO): glutamate-cysteine ligase activity
Source: RefSeq, a predicted model, not a curated record